Messenger RNA from Saccostrea cuccullata (small rock oyster), 5650 nucleotides. RefSeq lists its product as uncharacterized. NCBI's taxonomy places the organism in Eukaryota, Metazoa, Mollusca, Bivalvia, Ostreida, Ostreidae. Bases 2 to 4996 code for a protein of 1664 amino acids. The transcript is spliced from 32 exons. Gene Ontology annotation, molecular function: protein-glutamine gamma-glutamyltransferase activity. Gene Ontology annotation, biological process: peptide cross-linking. The record is from RefSeq and is a predicted model, not a curated record.
AAUGCCACGUCGGGUUGGAUACAGGGGCCGUGUGGGGUACAGGGGCAGGACAGGGUAUGACAGUAGGAGAAAUAGGAGCCGGUACUACAGUUCUUACUAUCCCGGGUACUACACGUAUAACAGGUACGGCCUCGGUCGCCGCCGAUCGUAUCCAUGGAUGAGGGACCUGGAGGAGAUGUCAGCCUCCUCGAGGAGACAAAGGGAGAGGAUCACAAGGGAGCGGGAGGAGAGUGAGGAGAGACAGCCCUCAUCUGCCAAUACUAGGGAGAAGGAAAAAAGAGAGAAAGAAAGAGAAAGAAGAAAGAAAGAAGAAGAAAGACUAGAGAAAGAGAGAAAAGAAGCUGAAGAAUUGCUAGAAAAAAUGAAAGAAAAGGAGAAAAAGGAAAAAGAAGAGCGUGAGAGGUUGGAAAAGGAGAGAGCUAGCAAGAGACCUGUAAACAUUAAGGACGUAGACUUUGACAUCCAGAACAACUGUAAGGCCCACCACACUGAUAAGUUUGAGUUGACUCAGCUCCCAGAGGGCAAACGAGAGCUCAUCAUCCGCAGAGGCCAGGAAUUCAAUGUCAUCCUAAAACUGGACCGGGAAUACAACAAAACAAAGCAUGAUCUGUUUCUUCACUUUACAACAGGGGCAAACAGUAAUUUAACUAAUGGAACUGAUGUUACCGUGGCAGUGGACAAGAGUGGUCGACAGAACAUAGACCCAAACAGCUGGUACGCUCGUCUGGCCGGUCAGGAUAAGGAGUCUGUCACCCUGGGGGUGUGGGCCCCAGCUAACUGUAUCAUAGGGGAGUGGUCACUCUUCAUCUCCGCUGAGAGCAAAACUGGGGAAAACAAGGUCCAUAAGGAUGAGUUUGAGUGUCCAGCUGACAUCAACAUUCUCCUGAAUCCUUGGUGUAAAGAUGACCUUGUAUAUAUGAAGAACACAGACUUGUUAGAAGAAUAUGUACUAAAUGACCAGGGUGCAGUUUUCCAGGGCAGUUCUGACAUGAUUGGGGCAAAAGUCUGGAAUUAUGCUCAGUUUGAAGAAGGAAUUUUGGAGGUGUGCUUUUCCCUGCUGAGGAAAUCUCAUGAUUAUACUGUAGGACCACACAUGUCUAACUUAGUAACCAUUGCCAGAGCUAUAUCUGCCAUUAUAAACUCUAAUGAUGAUGAUGGGGUGUUGGUUGGUAACUGGUCUGGUGAUUACUCAGAUGGUAAGAGCCCUACAUCGUGGAUUAGCAGUGCUGACAUUCUGCUGCAGUAUGCAAGGUCAAAAGGUGAAGCAGUCCGGUACGGGCAGUGCUGGGUCUUCUCUGCCGUGGUAACUACAGUAUGUCGAGCCAUUGGCAUGCCCUGUAAGAGUGUGACCUGCUUUGACUCGGCACAUGACACUGAUGGUAGCACAACCAUUGAUGUCGUGUUCAAAAGAAAUUCUGAUGGGAUGCUUGAAAAAGAUGAAAGAAGAUCAAAUGAUUCCAUCUGGAAUUUCCAUGUAUGGAAUGAGGUGUGGAUGGCCCGUCCUGACCUUGAGGAUGAGUACUGUGGAUGGCAGGUGAUAGAUGCUACACCUCAGGAGUUAAGUAAUGGAAUUUACUGUUGUGGACCAGCUCCUGUGGCGGCCAUUAAGACUGGUAACUGUAAGAUGAUGUACGACCUUCCUUUUGUUUUUGCGGAAGUGAACUCAGACCACAUCCGAUGGGAGUAUGUUAACAAACAUACAUGGAUCAACAUGGGCAUAAACACAUCUGUGACUGGCACAAAGAUCUACUCCAAGAAACCCGAUGGUAAACCUUACACAGAAUCACUGACCAUUUCUCGCUGCUUAAAAGAUGUCCCACAUGAUGUGACUUCAGAUUACAAGUUCCCAGAAGGGUCAAGAGAAGCACAAAGAGCAGUUGAUAAUGCAGCACAAUCUUCUUUGGUACACCGAGGAAAACCAAGUCCCAAAGAUGUGACAAUAGAAUUUGUGAAGACUGAUGGGAUAAUGGUAGGACAGGAUUAUUCCCUGGAAUUUAAAAUCACCAACACCAGCAGUCAGAAGAGAGAUAUCUCCAGGCUACAUCUAGAGCUCUACUCCAAAUUCUACACAGGAGAAAUUAAAUCCAAAAUCCUCUUCAAACCUCUCGCAGGCUUUACAUUGGCGGGAAAAGAAAGUAAAACAAUAAAGGAGAGUGUCCCCUCCAGUGUCUAUCUUAACAAAAUAGCAGAACAAGCCAAUAUGGAAGUCAUCAUCUCGGCCACGGUUACCAGGGAGAAUAACAGCACAGAAAACAUUGUCAAUGUGGACAACUUUAGACUAAGGAGACCGGAUAUUGAAAUCAAAAUGCCCAGUAGCUGUAAAAAGGGAGAAGAAAUUACAGCUGAACUCAGCUUUAAAAACUUUUUACCUGUCCCAAUGACCAAGUGUGUUUUGUAUUUAGGUGGAGCGGGAUUUGAAAAAAUAAAGGAAAUUCCACAAAAAGAUGUCCCCGCCCACUCUGAAUGGAGCCUCUCUGUGAAGGUCAAGGCCAGGAGAGUCGGUAUGGAACAGUUCUCUGCUACGUUUGACAGUCUGGAAGUCCCAGACAUCUCUGGCAGAGCUGAAGUCCAGGCACCAUCAAAGACAGUCAAGAUGUAUACAAGACUUUAUCGGAAUGGAAAUUUCACCCCGUUGCUGACCGAAAGCACUCAAGAAUGCGAGGAACCGACGACGACAGUUGUGCGGAAUAUUGCCACAUACGGGCCACCACGAACAAGGGAAGAACCAUGGGCACGGGAUGAGCGCCUUGCCAAACCUUUGACUACAUCAACAGUAGACACGGCAAAAAAUGUUGAAGAAAAAGAGGAAAAGGCAACAAAGGAAGAACUUUCCAAGGAACUACAUGUGGAUUCAGUCGACUUAAACAUUGAAGACAAUGCCAAAAAUCACAGAACUGCCCUUUACGCUCUUACACAAUCUCGUAAGGAUCAAGACGGAAAAACUCUACCCCCGGAGCUGGUAAUUAGACGUGGUCAAAAUUUUAGAAUCAAAAUCAACUUCAAUCAACCCUUCUUACGUGACAAACACCCACUACAACUAGUGAUGAUGACAGGAAAAUUUCCAAAGCCAUCAGAUAAUACAUUAGUUCAGCUUGAGCCUCUGAAAUCAGAGAAAACAGAACAUGGCUGGAAAUGUCACAUAAAGGAGACCAAAGAAUCCUUCGUUCGUCUGGACAUUACACCGUCCAGUUCUUGUGUCAUUGGCGAAUGGUCACUGGGCAUCGUGACGUCAUCAUCUGAUAAAUCGUCUGACAAAGCAUAUUGUUAUGAGGUUUCGGAAGACAUUAAUAUUCUGCUGAAUCCUUGGUGUAAAGAUGACCCAGUGUAUCUCUCUGAUGAGAAACUUUUGGAUGAGUAUAUUCUGAACGACAAAGGAGUUGUAUACUGUGGUAACUAUCGACAAAUCGGAGGAAGGACAUGGAAUUUUGGUCAGUUUGAGGAGGGUAUCCUGGAAAUUUGCUUUCACCUUCUACGGAGAGCUCAUGGAAACACCGUGAACGCAAAAGGGAUGUUGGAUCCGAUUCAGAUUUCACGCACCAUCAGUAAAAUUAUAAACUGCCAAGAUGAUGAUGGGGUACUUGUUGGAAACUGGAGUGGAGACUACAGUGACGGCCGGAAACCGACUCACUGGUCCGGAAGUCCAAAAAUAUUGCGUCAAUAUGAGGAAAAUGGCGGGGAUCCCGUUUGUUUUGGUCAAUGCUGGGUAUUCUCGGGACUCGUGACUACAGUUUGUAGAGCGCUAGGCCUGCCUGCAAGAAGCGUGACAAACUUUAGUUCUGCUCACGACACAGAUUGUAGCCUCACCAUAGAUACCGUCAUGCGUAAAAACGAAAAUGGAAAAUUGGAAAAAGUCCCAGAACUCUCCAACGAUUCAGUCUGGAAUUUUCACGUCUGGAAUGAAGUAUGGAUGGCUCGCAAAGAUCUGGGAAGCACCUACGAUGGGUGGCAAGCAAUAGAUGCUACACCCCAGGAACUUAGUGGAAAUGUGUACUGCUGUGGCCCAACAUCAAUCGCAGCCAUUAAGAAGGGCGAGUGUUCUCUGAACUACGACACAGGCUUCGUAUUUGCCGAGGUCAAUGCCGACAAAAUGAUUUGGCAGGUCCUGGAAGAUGACAAGUGGCAGCUACUGUAUUCAGAUACAAACGACGUUGGUAGAUGCAUCAGUACGAAAAUUGCUGAUGGCGAACCUUUUUCUGCGACGCAAGGAGUAGGAGCCGAGAAAUCCAGGGAGGACAUUACGGAACAUUACAAAUAUAAAGAGGGUACGUUAGAAGAAAGAAUUACAGUUACCCGUGCCUCUACGAUGUCCAAGAACGACCGAAAGCUGCUAAAACCCAUGAACAAGGAUAUAAAAGUGAGUCUUUUGGACGAGGAUGGAAUAAUGGUGGGCGAGAAUUUUACGGUAAAAGUCAAAAUAAAGAAACUAUGUGAGGAGGAGAGGACCAUUGCUAGUCUGACAAUAGACGUCUUCACAAAGCGCUACACUGGCGAAAUCGUCUCCAAGGUCACUAGUCAUAGCUUCAACGACAUCGUCCUUUCUGGAAAGUCUGAAGAAGAACAUACUAUCAAGCAUGAAGUUACAGGAAAAACAUACAUACCAUUUCUUGUUGAGCAGUGUGCCAUGGAAAUUCGUGUCAGCGCUUUUGUCCAAGAAACCGGUGCAAUGUACAUGAAGACGGAUGACUUCCGCUUAAGAAGGCCCGACCUGUCUUUUGAUGCUCCAUUACUAACAUUUAAAGGAGAGCCGUUUGAUUUAACGGUAUCUUUUAAGAACUCACUUCCCUAUAAACUGACAGAAUGUAAGCUUGACCUGGAUGGAGUGGUAGAAGAUGAAGAAAUGGAUAUGCCGGACAUUCCAGGCAACUCUGUGUGGAAAGAAAAGAUUAAGGUCACGGUGAACAGAAGCGGGCGCCAUCAGAUAAGUGGUAGCUUUGACAGCAAGGAACUGGUGGACAUUUCCGGAUACAUCAACCUGCAAAUACAGGAUGAGCCGUGACCUAUUCCUUGUGCACAUUUUACUCUUACUUUUACACCUUCAGGUGAAACUUAGGGUAUUAGCUCUGUGGCUACUGAGCUACUCAUAGAUAGUGCAAAUUGCAAAUGCAUAUCCACAUGGAUUUCUAAGACAAAAACAUUUUAGAGAUGACUGAAAUCAUCAAUCCUUCCUACUAUGCUUUCAGGAAACAUGACCCCCGUUAAUUUGUGUAAUAGGGUCAUUCUAUUUUAACUGUAAGAUCUUUCUUAUGUUAUGCUAUAGAGUUAGCCAAAACAAAAGCAUUUCAUAAGAUUCAGAAAUGCUCUUUUCAUAUUCAAAAGUCAAUGAUUUUUAUUUUGCAAUUUUUUUUUCCCUCAAAUUUCCCCGGUAUAUUUUGUAUUUGUAACAUAACUAUGAACUUUACAUCAUAAAAGAUAUUCACCGUUACUAACAAUGCUUCCUACAGAGCAUCAUUGACUUAUUUCAAAGAUGUAUUCUUUUUCUUUUAGAAAUUUCUCCUAACCUAAGCACAGAUAAAUCUAAUUUCAUUUUAGUUUUUAAUGAUGUUUUUUUUAUACACCUCAAGUUUAGAUUCAUUUUAAAUUAUCUAGAUACAUUUUUAUAACGUUGUCUUAUCUGAAAAACACUGAAUAAAAACACACUAUAAUACAUAAA